AUGCUUCGGCCUCGCUGGGAUGAGCUGGGCCACGCAGAAGCUGUUUGGUGCCUGCGAGCGAAGCUGGCUGGAAAUACCUGCGUGGUGGAGCCAUCCCGCUGGCGGCGGGGGCAGGCCGCUAUUGCGGGGUCGGCCGUGCCGGAGCCGGCAGUGCCCACCGGCGUGGAGCCUGUGCCCGGGAAUGGCAUCUCCGUGAAGACGCUUUCGGAGCAGGGAGUCAGGAUCAGCAAUAAGAAGCCCCGCAAGGCCGGCAGCUCUGGCAGCAUGCUGUACGGCCGCUUCGUGAAGUCAGCCACGCUCACGGCAUGCGGGGAGGAGCCCACGAAGCUGCCCACCGGCUCAGAAAGCAGCGAGGAGGAGGAGAAGCUGGACCUCUCUUCGGCCAGGAGGCUGACGGAUGAGGAGCUGAUGCGAGCGUGCGGCGGCCGUACGGCACAUAAGGGUGCCCGUCACGGCCUGACCAUGAGUGCCAAGCUGGCGCGCCUGGAGGAGCAGGAGCGAGCCUUCCUGGCCACGUACCGACAGAAGGAGCAGCAGCGUGAGCCCCCGGAGAGCAGCCCCCCAGCAGGGAGGCAGGAAAAAAGGAAGAAGAAAAAAAGGAAACAGUCAAGGGAUGGAGCUGAUCCUGAGGUGCUGCAGAGCCAGGAGCCAAGCGGAGAAGAGGAGGUGGUGGGAGAGGAAAGCAAGGUAGUGAAGAGGAAGAAGAAGAACCAGGAGCCAAGCGGAGAAGAGGAGGAGAGGGACACAAGGGGACAGACCCCACAGAGUAUUAAAAUAUUUUUUCAAGGGCAUAAAUAUAUCUUUAUUGCAGUGAAACUCUCCUGGAGUGCCAGAUACGUGGCAGACCCCGGGAUCCCAGAUCGUGUCUACACCUAG
Molecule: messenger RNA, 876 nt
Organism: Egretta garzetta (little egret)
Lineage: Eukaryota; Metazoa; Chordata; Aves; Pelecaniformes; Ardeidae
Gene: GPATCH4
Product: G-patch domain containing 4
Exons: 7
Coding region: 1-876 (291 amino acids)
Biological process (GO): regulation of ribosome biogenesis
Cellular component (GO): nucleolus
Source: RefSeq, a predicted model, not a curated record